CUGUAUUUCAAAAACGGAAUUCCAUCCGAACUCGAGACUUUCGAUUAGAAUUGGCACACACGAUAAAUGACACUAUUCGAGCUGUUCGUCAAAAUAAACCUUUGUUGUAUCAUAUUUAUUAUCCCUCGCAUGAACCAAUUCCAACCGUGUUUGCGAUAUGGUUUAAUAAUUAUCAAAUUUGUUUCGACCUUGAAUCAAAUAGAAAUACCAAUGCUACUAUUGAACUGGGACAUAUUGUGUACCCACCAAACAACAAUUCUUGGAUAUGGUUUCGAAAUUCGAGCAAUUAUAAAAAUCCAGAUCAAGAUAUUAUAAAAUACUUGAGACACUCUAGACCCACUUCUUCUGUCGAAUUUGCCAACGAUGAAUGCGGUAUCACUAACUAUUAUACCGACAGUAUAAAUCGUCAAUAUUCUAAUGGUCAGGAAAUAUCUCCUGGCCAAUGGCCAUGGGUGGUGAACAUCCUUAAAGAAUCAGACACCUUGUUUAUGUGUUCUGGUUCCAUUCUGACAACUCUUCAUAUUAUAACAGAUUUCAUUUUUAUAGCGGCGCAUUGCUUGUCACGCUUCUCUUUCGACGUCAAAGAACAUUCUAUUAAUUUGUUUGCGAUCUUUGAUCCUAAUAUAUCUGCGAAAGAAGAAAGUCUCACAAAAAGGAGAAUUGCGUACUAUAAAAUUCAUCCUGACUAUGUAAAAAUGUCUAUUGAUUCCAAUUUAGCGAUUGCAUUUCUAAACAGGCCUAUUGAGUACAGUCCUUUCAUUAAGCCUAUUUGUCUGUGGUCCGAUUCGAUGAACUAUCAGAACAUUAAUAAUGUGGGAUAUACUGUGGGAUGGCGCUCAAUUUGUUGUAGGUCAAAUUAUACUGACAUCAAAUAUCCACUGAUGGCGAGGAUGCCGAUACUGAAUCAGGAGAUUUGUGUCUGGAAUAACGAGAUUUAUUCCCGCCACAUAUCAAAUUACACUCUUUGUAUCGGUGGAAACAAAGGCACUCUUUGCAACGUUCCCGGUGACACCGGAGGUGGACUAGUCAUUUUCGAUGAAAUAACCGGCCGUUAUUAUUUACGUGGGAUUUUUUUGGAAAGUGUUUGCCAAGUUGGUUUUGACCUUACAAAGGAAUAUUACAUUUACGUUGACAUAUCUAAAAACAUACCCUGGAUUCAACAACAAAUUACAUAAUGCCAGCCUUUCCCCGCAAAAUGUGAAUGUAAUAAUGGUCAACUUUCUUUGAUUAUAUAAAGUUGCGGUAUUUAUAUACAAAAAGAUAGACAAUUUAACUUUUAAUUUUUAUUUUCAAUUGCUUAUUCUG
Monomorium pharaonis (pharaoh ant) is the source of this 1305-nucleotide messenger RNA. RefSeq names its product venom protease-like. The record is from RefSeq and is a predicted model, not a curated record. The coding region runs from base 489 to 1175 and encodes 228 amino acids. The transcript is spliced from 4 exons. Lineage: Eukaryota; Metazoa; Arthropoda; Insecta; Hymenoptera; Formicidae. Gene Ontology annotation, molecular function: serine-type endopeptidase activity. Gene Ontology annotation, biological process: proteolysis.